UCUGUCUAAAGCAGUCAACAAAAGCUCUCUAUUUCAUCCGUCCCCGGACACCACCAUGACAGCUCAAUUGCUGCUUCUCCUGCUAUUUGUGAUUUUGAAUCCAGGGGAGCUAUUCUUGGGUGUAAUUGGUAAGCCCCAGAAGGCGAAACAUGAAUUGACAUCAUCCAGUGAGGAAUCCUGUCAUUUCCCGUUCCGUUACCAACGCAAAAUGCACUAUUCCUGUCUUCCUGGUGGCUUUCUUAAAUCUCAGCGCUGGUGCGCCACCACAGAAAACUAUGACGGAGACCAACAAUGGAAGUUUUGUCAGAAAGAGGAAAGGCCAACAGGGUACUGUGAUCCUAACCCCUGCCAGAAUGGGGGUGCAUGCGAAGCUAGGAAAGCUGGAUUCCACUGCACCUGCACAGCUGGUUUCCAUGGGAGACGCUGUGAGAAAGAAGGCUGCUUUGGAUCACAAAGACGGUUGCAUGUUGGCAAGAAGGAAACAUGGCUGCAACAUUUUCCUUUUACUGGACUGAAGGAAUGCCACUGUAACAGAAAGAACAUUCUCUGCAGGACAGUGCAUGGAAAAGCUUGCAGAAGCAACCCCUGUCUGAAUGGAGGUCAGUGCACACAGCUGGGUCAGAACUUGGUCUGCAGCUGCCCUGAAAAUUUUUCUGGACCACUGUGUGACAUAGAUCACACUGAAAUCUGCUACAGUGGGAAUGGGCACCUAUACCGAGGCAUGGCUCAGAGUAGUUCCUCAGGGGCACCUUGCUUACCCUGGGACUCCCCGAUCCUGCUUAUGGAGUAUUCCAUCAAACUCAGGAAUGCAGUAAGCCUGGGCCUAGGGGAACAUGCCUUCUGCAGAAAUCCAGAUAACGACACCCAGCCAUGGUGUUUCUUGCUACAAGACAGAAGAAUCACCUGGGAGUACUGUAACAUUACCCGCUGUUACCCCCAAAGUGCUGGUGCGGUCGGAGAAGAGGCAGGUUCUGCUCCAGGAGGUGACGCUGCGGAUAGCUCCCCCUGGUUGGUGGAAGGUGUGGCCACAGGCGGUGAACUGAUAACAAAAGCAACAGGAGCACCUCUGGAAGAGAUGACCACGAGCCAUGUGAUUAGCAAACCCAAGUCUGCCACUAGCUCAGCUCCCGUUUGUGGACAACGCUAUACAAAAGUUGUUUCCUCACGCAGCCGUAUCGUAGGGGGUAUGGUAGCACUUCCUGGUGCCCAUCCCUAUCUUGCUGCUCUCUACAUUGGAGACCAAUUCUGUGGAGGAAGCCUCAUUGAUUCCUGUUGGAUCCUGACUGCUGCACAUUGUCUGGAAUUCAGGCCAGAUGUGUCUAGAAUUUCAGUGGUGCUUGGCCAGAUCUUCUACAACACCAGCACUGAAGGCACUGUGAAGUUCCAGGUACAGAAGUAUCAACUGCAUGAGAAUUAUUCACAAAUAACUAAGGAGCAUGACAUUGCUUUGGUGCAACUGAAGGAAAAGUCCCCAGGACAUUGUAUUGGAUUUUCAAACUCCAUUUCACCUAUAUGUCUGCCUGGUUCCUUGGAGACAGCUGACAGCAAUGGACACUGCCAAAUUGCAGGAUGGGGACAUAUGUAUGAAGGAGCUGACAAACUCUCUGUAUAUCUGCAGGAGGCAGAUGUGCCCAUCAUUCCCCAUGAGCAGUGCCGUUCCCCAGAGGUACAUGGGUCCCAGAUUACCCAACACAUGCUAUGUGCAGGGUAUCUGGAAGGAAGAAUCGAUGCAUGCCAGGGAGAUUCUGGCGGGCCCCUGGUAUGUGAAGAGCGAGGCAAGGCCACCAUCCGUGGCAUUGUCAGCUGGAGCACAGGCUGUGCCCAAAGGAGCAAACCUGGGGUUUACACCAAUGUCGCUCGCUACCUCAGCUGGAUUCAGAGCAACAUGCAUUAGCAAGCCAGAGAGUGGAAAGCCAGUGAAAUUGAAAUCCUGGAUCAUGCGGCAGCUCUCCCCAUGGGCUUGAACAUCUUCUUCUCUCUUAUUGUAUGUGCAGUUCCCUAGGCUAGAUGCUGAACGUUACAGAAUCAGAGGAUACCAGUUGUGUGGGUUACUUUUGGGGAUAAUAAAUCAACCUGCACCAAA
Molecule: messenger RNA, 2083 nt
Organism: Pantherophis guttatus
Lineage: Eukaryota; Metazoa; Chordata; Lepidosauria; Squamata; Colubridae
Gene: F12
Product: coagulation factor XII
Biological process (GO): blood coagulation; zymogen activation
Cellular component (GO): rough endoplasmic reticulum
Molecular function (GO): serine-type endopeptidase activity; calcium ion binding
Source: RefSeq, a predicted model, not a curated record